UUGUGGAAUGAUGAAAUGUUGAUGAGUGAUUUCAAUGGGUUUUAUCCACUCGCGUCGCCGUUUCUUGAUCUCUAUGCCUUUGAGGGCUACGAUGCGUUUUCAGAAGCCGAGUCUCACUUUGAUUCUUCGUUUGCAUCCUCCAGCAUUCAAGAUGAUCAACAUCACCUACAUGUCUCGUCUUCUUUUGACUCACCACAACAUCAAGGAACUCGAGGUCAGUCGAGCAAUUGCCAAGAAUUCAAUGGUGAGCACUCCUGGCCAUGGGAGGAGUUGACUGAAAACGAGAAUAGAAAGCCAAAAUCAAUAGUCGUUUCAAAGACGCGAGUUAAAUGGACUGAGGAACUUCACCAGAAAUUCGUCGACUGCGUCAAUCGACUCGGAGGUGCUCAAAAAGCCACACCAAAGCAACUCUGUCACUUGAUGAAAACUAAAGGCUUGAAUAUCUUGCAUAUAAAAAGCCACUUGCAGAAAUACCGUAUUUCUCAGCACACUCAAGAAUUUUCAGAAGGAAAAUCUGAGAAAAAGACUAAGAUGAAGACAAUGUUGCAGCCUAACCAAAACAUAGGGAAUCAGCUGAUGGAAGUGGUGAGACAACAACUUGAUACUCAGAGUAGUCUGCAUGAACAUUUGGAGGUUCAAAAGAAUUUGAUCUCAGCCAUGGAAGAACAAAUGAAGCAACUAAGAGGAAUUUUAGAUCAUAGAAGGAAGACUACUGUGUUUAGAACUGAUGACAAGAGAAAAUAAAAUGGACUUCACUUGAAUCAA
Messenger RNA from Momordica charantia (bitter melon), 765 nucleotides. RefSeq names its product myb family transcription factor PHL5. The record is from RefSeq and is a predicted model, not a curated record. NCBI's taxonomy places the organism in Eukaryota, Viridiplantae, Streptophyta, Magnoliopsida, Cucurbitales, Cucurbitaceae. Gene Ontology annotation, molecular function: DNA binding; DNA-binding transcription factor activity.